This is a messenger RNA of Peromyscus californicus insignis, 667 nucleotides long. It is a transcript of the gene Crybb2, whose product is annotated as crystallin beta B2. The coding region runs from base 1 to 618 and encodes 205 amino acids. Lineage: Eukaryota; Metazoa; Chordata; Mammalia; Rodentia; Cricetidae. The record is from RefSeq and is a predicted model, not a curated record. Gene Ontology annotation, biological process: lens development in camera-type eye; visual perception. The transcript has 5 exons. Gene Ontology annotation, molecular function: structural constituent of eye lens.
AUGGCCUCAGACCACCAGACGCAGGCGGGCAAGCCCCAGCCCCUCAACCCCAAGAUCAUCAUCUUUGAGCAGGAGAACUUCCAGGGUCACUCCCAUGAGCUCAGCGGGCCCUGCCCCAACCUGAAGGAGACUGGCAUGGAGAAGGCGGGCUCUGUCCUGGUGCAGGCUGGACCCUGGGUGGGCUAUGAGCAGGCCAAUUGCAAGGGUGAGCAGUUUGUGUUUGAGAAGGGUGAAUACCCACGCUGGGACUCCUGGACCAGCAGCCGGAGGACAGACUCCCUGAGCUCUCUGAGGCCCAUCAAAGUGGACAGCCAAGAGCACAAGAUCAUCCUGUAUGAGAACCCCAAUUUUACCGGUAAGAAGAUGGAGAUCGUAGAUGACGAUGUGCCCAGCUUCCACGCCCACGGGUACCAGGAGAAGGUGUCUUCCGUGCGGGUGCAGAGCGGCACGUGGGUCGGGUACCAGUACCCCGGCUACCGUGGCCUGCAGUACCUGCUGGAGAAGGGGGACUACAAGGACAACAGUGACUUCGGGGCCCCUCACCCCCAGGUGCAGUCUGUGCGCCGCAUCCGUGACAUGCAGUGGCACCAGCGAGGCACCUUCCACCCCUCCAGCUAGAGCCCCGACCUUCCCCUCCCCAGGGGCCAGGCCCACCACCCCGGGGCCU